This is a messenger RNA of Theileria equi strain WA, 789 nucleotides long. RefSeq names its product signal peptide containing protein. The record is from RefSeq and is a predicted model, not a curated record. The coding region runs from base 1 to 789 and encodes 262 amino acids. Lineage: Eukaryota; Apicomplexa; Aconoidasida; Piroplasmida; Theileriidae. The transcript has a single exon.
AUGAAUGUCGCUUCCAUUCUUCUGGUAACUUGUCUACUGGGACUCUGCCAUUGCAGGAGGUCCAAACUUCCCACUGACGGACUCUUUAUCGAGGUUCUAGACGACUAUGCAGAGGAUGAGAUUGUGACCAGUAAUUUUGUAGAGGAGACAAGGAAAAGAGGAUCGAACGACAAAAGACUUGUCUGGGAUAUGGCCCAUGGAACUGCUUAUGAAGUAGAGUACACACUGUCAUCGGCUCGUAGAUCUAAUGCUGGAAAGGUAGAAGAUGUAGCAGUGGAAGAUUCAAGGAGACUACCUUACUCUAGACAUACUACUAAUCCCAUUACUCUCAAUCUUUCUGAACCUGAUCCAUCAAUCUGCGGAGCCAUUAGAACAGAUGUUGAUGGCAUUCCUGCAGUAGUAUACCUCUUAAAGUCUAGCCAAAUUAAUAAAAUUGUGAAUGGAGACAAAAAGGUCUGGAUAGCAUCUAAGAUGAAGGUUGGCACAGAUCUACCUACUAAGUUCGCUCUGGAUCUAUCUUCUCUCAAGGAAGAUGAUGAAAAAUAUCAACUUGUAAAAUGCGGGAAGGAUGAUGUUAAUCGUUUGGUUACUCCACACCCUGGUAAUCUUAUAGAAAGAAUCAUAGAUGGAAAUUUGGAAGUAUGGACUGCCAGUGACGGCCAUGUUUGUUACCUUUGCGAAUAUUAUCCCAAGGAUGACUCUGGAGAGAUAAAGUUACAUGUCAGGAAGAACGAAGACUUAUUAUCAUUUUCUCGCUUUGAGAAAGUUGGAGAGUGGAAGAAAAGGUAA